GCCCCGCCGCGGGCUGACCGGUGCGCGCAGGUGUGCAAGCCGGUCGCGUGCGCUCGCCUGGGGCGCGAGCCUUAGAGGGGCGCCUGCCGGCGGGGCGCGCUCUAGUGCGGUGGGCGGGCCCCGGGGACCGAGGUGCGUCCGGGCGGAGCUUCGGGAGGUUUCAGCCAGGGUCGCGUUGGCCAGGGGCCGCCGCGCGGAGCUUUCAGGGGAGGCCUGCCCCGCGGAGCGUCGGCACCCAAUGGCCUGGGGGCGCCGGAGAAGCGGCGGGCUGUGCCUGUAGCCCCGGGCGGCCGGAGCUCGCGAACCCGAGGAGUCACCGGGCCCGCAGGGCUGGGAAGAGGUCGGAGGGGAGUCUGUUGGCAGAAUGAGGAAGCGACCGCAGCCUGGCCUAAGGAGCAGCCAGGAUUGGGAGGCCGAUUUGGAAGCUGGGGACCAAGCGGUGAGAAGGACGCAGGCUUCCAGCUGCACCCUCAGUAGCUCAGCCCACCCGGCCGCCCAGUCCUCUCAUCCUGUUGGUGGGGUGCGGUUCUUUGCUUCAGGUUGUCCUGGGACGCUGGGUCACUGGAGCUGCCAGCUUGCACCCUCACCUCCCGGCCCCACUGGGCCCACGAGGGCCAUUUGGGCCCUUGCUCCCCCAUUCUAGGGAGUUUCAGUGGGAUUCUGGCCAGUCCGACUCGCGUUGGCUUGUGAUUGCCUCUGACCCGCAACGUUUAUGAGCGACUUUACGCGUGGCCCCAGGAGGCCACUCCAGGAACCCAAUUCUGCCGUCCUUCACCAGGCCCUUGGAAGCUAAUGGAGUGACUGAAUGGAUGGCUGCCACACUUGGCUUCUGGCGCCCCAGGAGGUGGUGCCGCUGACCUUCCAGGACGUGGCUGUGUACUUCUCUUGGGAGGAAGGGCGGCAGUUGGGCCCAGACCAGCGGACGCUAUACAGGGACGUGAUGCUGGAGAACUACGGGCACGUGGCCUCGCUGGGACUCCCUGUGUCUAAGCCAGAGCUGAUCUCCCAGCUGGAGCAAGGUGAAGAGUGGUGGGUGCUGGGUCUGCUACGAGCUGAGCAACAGGAGGUUUUGAGCAGGACAGAUUCUGUGAUUGGGACUGAGAAGGAGUUAUUCAUUCUAAACCAGAAAUGUUCUGAAGAAGUGAAAACACCAGAAUUGAUAUCAACAACAUUCUCAAGGGGUAAUCCACAAGCAUCUAAGUUACAGAAAGCUUGGGACAUUGAGAAUAAACUAGAAGAACACCUGGGAAAUCCUUUUGGGGAGAGUUUGAAGAAACCCCAUCUUCACAAGAGAGUUUUCAGCAAAGAAAUUUUCAUGUGUAGGCAAAGAUCUCCGGGAGAAAGAAUCCAGAAAUGUGGUACAUUUGAUAGAAACUUGAGUCUGAACCAAAAUGUUGUUAGACUUCAGAAAACUAGAACAGGAGAAAGAGGUUUUAAAUGUGAUAUCUGUAGCAAAACCUUCAAAUAUAAUUCAGACCUAAGUAAACACCAGAGGAAUCACCCUCGGGAGAAACCAUAUGAGUGUGGUCAAUGCGGACGAACCUUUACUCACAGCUCAGGACUUAUUCUGCAUCAGCAGGUUCACACUGGAAACAAACCAUUCAAAUGUAAUGAAUGUGGGAAAAAGUUCGGUCUUCAUUCCUACCUCCUUCUUCACCAGAGAAUUCACACUGGGGAAAAACCUUUUGGAUGUAGUGAAUGUGGGAAGGCUUUCAGUCGGAGCUCAACUCUCAUUCAACAUCGUGUAACUCACACAGGAGAAAAACCGUACAAAUGUAACACAUGUGGGAAAGCCUUCAGCCAGAACCCGCAGUUAGCACAGCAUCAGAGAAUUCACACUGGGGAGAGACCCCAUGCAUGUAGUCAGUGCGGGAAGGCCUUCCGUCGAAGUUCAAGCCUUAUUCAGCAUCAGAGAAUUCACACUGGGGAGAAGCCCCAUAAAUGUAGUCAGUGUGGCAAGACCUUUAGUCAGAGCUCAAGCCUUUUUCUCCAUCACAGGGUUCACACUGGUGAGAAGCCCUAUGCAUGUACUGAGUGUGGUAGAGCUUUUGGUUUUAACUCCCAUCUUACUGAACACAUACGGAUUCACACUGGAGAAAAACCCUAUGUUUGUGCUGAGUGUGGCAAAGCCUUUAGUCGGAGUUCAACUCUUGUUCAGCAUCGGCGAGUCCACAGUGGGGAGAAGCCCUACCAAUGCCCUGACUGUGGGAAAGCCUUCAGUCAGAGCUCACAGCUUGUCCUGCACCACAGAGUCCACACGGGGGAGAAGCCCUAUGAAUGUGGUGAUUGUGGGAAAGCCUUCAGCCGGAGGUCCACCCUGACUCAGCAUCAGAAAAUUCAUUCUAGGCAGAACCCUCACGAGUGCAGAAAAUGUGCCGCAGCCUGUGUUCAUGGCUCCAGCCAUAGGCCACGUGGAUGGAUCCACACUGGAGAGAAACACUCUGUGUAUGACAGAUGCCAUGGCACAAACCUUGUUCUGCAUUGGACGGUUCACUCUGGUGAGAAAUCCUUUAGGGGUGAUGAACGUUGUAAACCUUCCAGUCCCAGCACACAACCCACCAAACACCAGAAAACUGGUGCUGGGGAGAAGCUCUACAAAAGUCAAGAUUGUGGAAACUCCUUCAGUCAGGGCUCAACCCUUACUGAAUAUGAGGUAACUCCUGCUGGUGAGAGGUCUUAUUGUUGUCAUGUGUGAGCACCUUCAGCCAGACCUCAUGACACACAGCAUCAGCAAGUCCACGUGCGAGAGACACCUUUAAAUGAUGAAUCUGAAAGAUACUUUAUUCAUAGUAAAAAGAUUUUCCAAGAAAGACACUUUUAAUGGGAUAAAUGUGGGGAACAGUUCAGCAUUUGUCUAUUUUGUAUUGGGUAGGAUGGUAACAUGGAAGUCAAGUAAGAAGAUCAAAAUAUUAAUAGCAAAGCAAAAUAAACAGUUCAGAUAUCUAAGUCA
Molecule: messenger RNA, 2950 nt
Organism: Sus scrofa (pig)
Lineage: Eukaryota; Metazoa; Chordata; Mammalia; Artiodactyla; Suidae
Source: RefSeq, a predicted model, not a curated record